AUGCAGGAGAUGGAAGGUCAGAUUGGGGAGGGAGAGUUGAAGGACAGGUUUGCGAGGCCGGGGAGGAAGGACGGGAAAGCUGCGCCGGGGACGCCGGCACCUGCUAUGCCUAACAAAGCGUUGUACAACUUCUUACAGGGCUUCCUGGCGAACAGGUGCAAGACGGGGGGUAGUGCUGCUGGGGCUCCUACGAAGGGAAUCAGUGCUGAUGUGGCGGGGGAAGGCAAGUAG
Messenger RNA from Cryptococcus amylolentus CBS 6039, 231 nucleotides. RefSeq lists its product as hypothetical. Bases 1 to 231 code for a protein of 76 amino acids. The record is from RefSeq and is a predicted model, not a curated record. The transcript is spliced from 2 exons. Lineage: Eukaryota; Fungi; Basidiomycota; Tremellomycetes; Tremellales; Cryptococcaceae.